Molecule: messenger RNA, 1585 nt
Organism: Phyllotreta striolata
Lineage: Eukaryota; Metazoa; Arthropoda; Insecta; Coleoptera; Chrysomelidae
Source: the annotation of a GenBank genome assembly
GUUUACUUCAAAUUUGUUUUUGUUUGUGAUUGUUAAAUAAUAAUAAAAGCUAUUUAAAUUAAAGAACUAAUAAACUGAAAUGAGCCAGUUUCAAAAGAACGAAAUCGUGUGGGGAAAAAUGCCGAAGGGCAUCCCGUGGCCUUGUCUGAUAUUGGAAUCGGACAACCAAGCACCGACGACUUCCUACUGGGUGUACUUUUUUGGCACGUACAACUACGCCAGGCUGCCGAACUCCCGACUGGCCAAUUUCGAGGAGAACCGCGAGAAGAACAUAAACGGCUAUUGCCAGAGGUUGCUGCCCCGCUCCUACCAUUCGUUCCCCGAAGCCGUGGACGAGGCCGAGCUGCAUUUGGCGAAAAUGAAAUCGAACCCGCUCUACCAAAUUCCCAUACACGAAUUCAAAGGCAACAAGAGGAAAAGGCCGCCCAUAGCGCAAAACAACAAUAAAAAAUUCAAGCCGGAUAUCGUGUUAAAGGAACUGACUGUAAACAUCACGCGGCUUAAUGGCCUGAACGAGAAAGUCCAAGAGCCAUCCAAAACCGUUCUAAACACAGACGAAAUUAUAGUAUCUAAGCUUAAAUUUGGCAUCGUAGGAAUAGGUAUACUAGGUAGUAGAGUAGCAAAGAAUUUAAGUCAAUCUGGUCAUUUAAUAAACAUAUGGAAUCGAACAACAAGCAAAUGUAAUAAACUUAUGAAACAGCUGGAAGCAAGGUAUAGGAAUCAAGUAACCACCUUCCUCUGUCCCCGAAUCUUGCUAGAAAAUUCCGAUGUAAUUUUAGUGUGCGUAUCAGAUCAAGAUGUAGCCAAUUCCAUUUUCAAAAACAACUUCGGCAUCAAUCACCCUACUGAUGCUAUUUUGAAAAAUAAAGGAAUAGUUCAAAUGACCACAACCGGUCCGGAAGCAUCCAAAGAUUUUCAAGCAAUCAUCGAAAAGAAAGGCGGGAAAUACCUAGAAGCUCAAAUACAAGGAAGCAAAUUCGACGAUAAUUUCAUCAUCAUCACAGCAGGCGAAAAGACCCUAUUCUUCGAUUGCCAGUCAUGCUUCAAAGCCAUCGGAAUCUCAGCAAUGUACCUAGGCGAAGUUGGCUAUGCUUCGAAAGUAAACCUCAUCUUCCAAUUGAUCAAAGGAGUCCAUCUAGCGGCGUUUGCCGAAGCCUUUUCCUUCGCCGAACGUUGCGGAUUGAAGCAGGAGCUCCUGAAGCGAAUCAUCGAAUUCAUGGACAUGGUGAGCCCAUAUUUGUCAAGCAAGUUGAAGAUCAUCAUGAACAGAGACUUCGACAACGUGGAGCAGGCCCUGAAGCACCUCCAGGCGGACCUGAAGCUGGGCUUGGACUUGUCGAACAGCGAGGGCGAGCCCCUUUUUCUGGCGAGCAUCACCAACGAGAUUUUCAAGCAUUGCAAAAGACUGGAAUUCGAGAAUAAAGACAGCGCGUCAAUUUACAUGAGGACUAAGUAUUAAUGGUUAUGUAUUAUACCUAUAGGAUUUUAAAGUUAUUUUUUUACGAAUGUUUUAAGACUUGCACAUAGAACGUUUCAUUUUUAGUUUUACUAAGUAGAUUUAUACUUAAUUUUAAUGAUUAAAUUA